UAGGGGCGGGGCCUGUCUGGCCGCUUAGGGGCGUGCCCGCGCGCUGUGAUUGGUCGUCGGCACGGUGACGUAAUGCAUAUGAAUCGCUCUAAUAACUAGUAACGUUGGGAAGUUUUCAAGCAGAAGGAGCGCUCGGGAGAGCGGCUGCAGUCUAGUCACUUCGAUAAGGAGCAUCAACCAUGGUGCAGCAAGUGGACAGCCUGGACCUGGACAGCAGCCACCCCACGGACACCGAGGAGGGGGAAUUCAUGGCUGGCAGCCCGGUAGCCCUGGAUGAAAGUGACCCGGACUGGUGCAAAACGGCUACCGGUCACAUUAAGCGACCGAUGAAUGCGUUUAUGGUAUGGUCCAAGAUCGAGAGGAGAAAGAUCAUGGAGCAAUCCCCGGACAUGCACAACGCUGAGAUCUCCAAGAGACUGGGCAAGCGCUGGAAAAUGCUCAAUGACAGCGAGAAGAUCCCCUUCAUCAGGGAGGCGGAAAGGCUCCGGCUCAAACACAUGGCCGACUACCCCGACUACAAGUACAGACCCAGGAAAAAACCCAAGCUGGAUGCCUCUGCCAAGCAAUCUCUGGGACAGUCCCCGGAGAAGAGCCCCUCUGGAGGAGGCAGCAGCCUGAAGAGCAGCAGCAAAAGCUCCAGCAGCAGCAGCAGCGCCAAGAAAUGCCCCUCCAAGCUGAAAACCAGCAGCAAACCCGGGGCUAAGUCCCCGCAGGAAUACUCUGGGAUGGACGACUAUGUGUUUGGCAAUCUCAAGGUGUCCAAGGCGGUUAAGUGUGUCUUCAUGGAUGAGGAUGACGAUGAGGAGGAGGAAGAGGAGGAUGAGCUGCAGAUGAGGAUAAAGCAGGAGGAAGAUGAGGAGCAACUCAGACCAUACAAUGUAGCAAAAGUGCCGGCUAGUCCCACCUUGAGCUCCUCUGCAGAGUCCACAGAAGGUGCCAGCAUGUACGAGGAGGUGAGCCAUGCCACCAGCAUCCAUGCCAACUCCACCACCACCUCCUCCACCAAUAGACUCUACUACAACUUCAAAAACAUCACCAAACCCAGCACAGCACAACCCACCGUCACCCUGGCACCAUCCCGCAUCCUGUCCACUACUACUACUACUACCUCAUCAUCCUCCUCCUGCAGUGACAAAGAUGAUCUCCUCUUUGAUCUGAGCUUAAACUUCACCCAGAACCCUCAGGCCACCGAGCUGGGCAACUCCAAUUCAGGAAACCUCUGCCUCUCCCUGGUGGACAAAGACUUAGAUUCGUGCAGCAGUGAGGGCAGUCUUGGCUCCCACUUUGACUUUCCAGAUUACUGCACCCCAGAACUCAGCGAGAUGAUCGCAGGGGACUGGUUGGAAGCCAACUUUUCAGACUUGGUAUUUACCUACUGAUUUCCCCUUGACAUUUUUUUUUUUUUUUGUAAUUUUUUGUAUUAAUAUUUUUGGGGAUGGGAAUGUUGAACAGACACACAAAAAAAGGGGGUGGGUUGAAGACCUUCAUGGGGAGGGGGGGUACUUACUUUCCCUGCCUGUGAUUUCUGGCUUUCACUGUAAAGAGUAGCAAAGAAGAACAAGAUGAUGAGUUUUUUUUGUUUUUUUUGAGGAUGAUCAACGGUCUGGAAAAAUGUGUAGAAAUGUAAAUUUCUUGGCAGCUGAGCUGAUUCUCAAGGGGGUCAUUUGUGUAUUUUAUUGUAAUUUUUUUAUAUUGUAAUUAGUUUUUGUUUUUUUUGUUUUUUUCUAUACACCUAAAAGACUUGCAACAACAGCAACCUUUUUUUGGAGGGAGAAAACUGAUCUCUUCUAUGCAUCUAAUUUUUUUUCUAACUGCAGGGAGCUCAAACAACAAAAAAAAACACAAAAAACAGGACAACCUUACACUUAACUGUGAACUGAUCUCAAAAUCAGGAGUUUUUACUUUUUUCUCAGAUCAACAUAAAAAAAAAAAAAUCAAAAACAAACAAAAAUAGCGUCUACAGUUUCACAAUGUGAUUUGCAAAAAUUGCCAACUUUUUUUCUACCUUGUUCCCUUAAUACCUCCUUGAAGUUCAGACAACCCAGACCUCAAUACAAAACAAACAAAUAAGGUAUUGAAACAUUUUUGAUACAUGUCAGACCUCAGUCUUUUUUAAAAAUUUAAAAUAUUUUCAGGCGUAUUUUUGUACAGUUGUAAAAGAAGAAGAAGAAAAAAAAAGGGAACAUUCCUGCUGUCUUUUUGUUUAUUGUUUUUGUUGUUCAGUGGGACAUUCAGGCACUUCCUAUGUUUUUGUUUUUAAUUUUUGUUUUUUUUUAGCAUGCAAGUAAAUAAUGUUGAUACAAUGAUGUCCUGAUCUAAGGAUUAAAAUGGAAGUAAAAUAAAAUAAAAAAAUCCUUGCAUCUAAAAAAAAUAAAUUAAUUAAUUAAGGCCUUGUGAUUAAAAAAAAAAACAAAACAAACACUUUUUUUGUACAGCUAUAGUUCAGAUUUGUCCAAUAUUUGUAGGUAAAGAUUUAUUGAAAUGGUGACCUAGACCUCAGAGCUGUUAGCUUGAAGCUUGUAUAUGUACUGUAAUAUAGUAGGAUUCUAUGUAUAUCAUAUGCUGUGAUUAUGUGGAUGGGGCCUGAUUUAGUUACGAAACUGGAUGCUGGAUUUUUAGGCAGAAAAAAAAUCAAAUAAAAAAACAAACAAAAAAUAGGCACAUAAUAAAAGGUUUUCUAAAAAAAAAAAUGUGCAAUAUAAUUCGGAAAAAAAAAAUUGAA
Molecule: messenger RNA, 2722 nt
Organism: Hyla sarda
Lineage: Eukaryota; Metazoa; Chordata; Amphibia; Anura; Hylidae
Gene: SOX11
Product: SRY-box transcription factor 11
Exons: 1
Coding region: 180-1379 (399 amino acids)
Biological process (GO): negative regulation of transcription by RNA polymerase II; positive regulation of transcription by RNA polymerase II; neuron differentiation
Molecular function (GO): DNA-binding transcription activator activity, RNA polymerase II-specific; RNA polymerase II cis-regulatory region sequence-specific DNA binding
Source: RefSeq, a predicted model, not a curated record